This is a messenger RNA of Cutaneotrichosporon oleaginosum, 488 nucleotides long. RefSeq lists its product as uncharacterized. The record is from RefSeq and is a predicted model, not a curated record. NCBI's taxonomy places the organism in Eukaryota, Fungi, Basidiomycota, Tremellomycetes, Trichosporonales, Trichosporonaceae.
CAUCUCUCUCGACCGUAAGUCAAGCCGCCCUCCGCCCUCCGCCCUCCGCCACCGCCCACCCCGUCUCGAUCCUCCCUCAAUUCUCCUCGAUCCAUCAACAUGCCGCAGAACGUCUUCAAGGAGUCUAACGCCCAGCCCACCGCCCCCACCGGCGCCCCCGCCCCCUCGUUCCUCCAGAAGAAGGGGCUGUUGGGCGGCAAGGGCCUCGGAUCGACCAUGUCGCCCACGGACAACUUCAUGAGCCCGAUUUCCGCCAAGCUCAACGGUGCAAAGCAGCGUCAUUUCCAGAAGGGCAAGCCCGUCGCGCUCGCGUCCAAGCUGAGCUCGCUCAGCGCCGGCGCCGAGAAGAAGGACACGCCGCUGUAAAUCUUAAAUCUUACAGCUCGCCCGACGAACACCCUCCCGCGCUGGCUCGACCCGUCGCCGCGCGCACACACGGACUGUAGAGCUUCCAGCUCGCUUAUGCAUGGUUGUCAUUUGGCCACUUG